CGUGAUUAUUCGUUCGACCAAUUGUCUAACUCGUAUAAUAAUAAUAAUAAUAAUAAUAAUAAUAAUAAUAAUAAAACAAAAAAUAAGGAAAUCAAUAAAAUUUAAUAAAAUUAAAAAAAUGCAAUUUUACAAGGUGAUCGACAAAAUUAAUGAAUUAUCCAUUAAGCUUAAAUUAUCUUUUAUAUAUUUUGUUAUAGAAAAAAAAUAGCGCUUAAAAAUAACAUACAAUGUACAAUCAAGUGUUAUAAAUAUUUUUAAAAUUUAGAAUAGGUAUUGUAGAAACUUUUCUUUAAAAAAAAAAAGAAAAGAAACAAGAAAAAAAAUUCACAGCUAAUUUUAGAAGGAUUUAUAAUCACUUCCGAGAUUGUGGUUAAGAACAGCAGUUUAAUAAUCGUAGUAAAAUUCCCCUUCCCAAUUAGCGGAAAUGACACACUAUGUUGAGCGGGAUUUAUUUGGUUAUCCCCACCUCUUUGUAAGAUACAUUUUCACUUGUUUUUACUUUUGAAAAAUUCGCAAUGCUUACAAAAUCUGUCCUAAGAUGUCUAUUUGUGCGGUAUAAAUAUUUUUUCCAGUCAUUUGCGUAAGGUUCGUCAAUGAACACUAUUAUCGCACAUUAUAUUCAUCUCACUACUUAAAAAUAUACUUUCAACGAUGAAAGUUUAUGUGACCUUCGUAUUAGAGUAUUACAAUUUAAUAUCACGCCACAAAAUCCGGUUUUCAGUAUCAUCCUGGUAUUGCGAUUAGCCGGUGAUAAACAACCACAAGUGAUUAAAUUGAAUAUACAAAGAAGAGGGAAAAAGUGAAAAAAACGUAGGGGAAUAUUCGAAAGAAGCUUCAAGAGAAAAGAAUAAGUAACUACUUUGUUGUGUCUAAAAAAGUAUUCGAUUAAAUAAAAAAAAUGAUGAAACGAGAAACUAAUAGUUUCGAUCGAAUUUUCGUGAGUGGAUGUAUUGUACUUCUGUUUUUUAAAAAUGUUCAUACUCAUCCACAUGAAUUUCAAUCCUCAAAAUCAUCGAUGGAUAAAAAUUGGGAAUUGAAUAAUAAUGUCUCGGCACAAAAUGCAAUUCAGACUAAAAUUAUUACACAUAGAGAGGAUCAAUCAUCAGGAUCUACAACAAACCAUGGUCAGGAUAUGAGUGUAAGAGGAGCUCAAAUAGGGCAAAGAAAAUUACUUGAACAAAGAAAUAAUAUUGAUGGAAAAUUUGUUUUUCCUACGGAAGAUAUACCAACAAGUCAGUCACACAAAGGAACAUUAUUAUUACCAGCACCAGUUUGUAAUGGAACAACUUUUUGUGAAAAAGUAUUUGAAUAUCCUGAAGAAAUAAUAAAUGCUGCAAUUCAGCGAAAUAAUAGUAUUAAAUAUUUAGCAACUGUAGAUACGAUACCUGAUAUUGUACAAAGAGUUGAUACGACAGACGAUGCACCUCUUUGUUUAUCUAGUGAACAAGUAAUUUAUCCAAAAUCUGCAGAAAGUAAAAAUAAGGAAUGGUUAUUUAUUGUAAAUCAAGAAAAUUUUAAGCAAGGUAUACGAAUUGAAACAUGCAGUAAUGAAAAUAGUGAGUGUAAUAUAGUCAAUGGCCUUGCUGAAGGCUAUAAAACUACAUGUAAACAAAAGUACAUUUACCGUCAGUUAGCUGCUGUUUCAAAUAAUGGUAAGAUUAAUCCAGAAAUGUUUCGUUUCCCAUCAAGUUGUUGUUGUCAUGUUAAAUUUAUUGGAAAUUCAUUGACCAGAAUGGGAAUAAUUGGUAAUCAAAGAAGUCAAAAAACUGAGAUAAAAAAUCGUAAAUAGUAAACUAUGAUUUUUAUGAUGCGUUUAUAAAAUUUAUAUCCCAUAUUUUACUUCACAAAAAUUUUACUGAAUUUCCAAUAAAUAUUUUCAUUUUUAUUAAGCAAAUAAAAAAUUACAUUAAUAUAUAAUAAAUAUUUUAUGAUUAUUAAUCCCUAAAGGUUCAUAUAUGUGUUCUCAACAACAUUCUUUAAACCAUUAGGGGUUAAUGUUAAACAAUUUUUUAUAAUGUAUAAAAUUAUGAUCUUAUUACAAUAAAAGGAAAGAUUAACAAUUCAUGUUAAACAUAGAAUUUAUACAAUGCUAUGAAUUUCUUAUAUAAUAUUUAUAAUAAUACAGUAAAUAGUUAAUUAAUUUGAGCAAAUUAUAUAUUUCCUUAAUUAAAAACAUAAAAUGUACAAUAGAUCAUAUCAUAUGAAAGUAACAAAAUUUGUUUACACAUUUUAAUAAUGAAAACAGUGUGUGUAUAUAUAUAUGUAUUGUAUAUAUAACUAAUAAAUUUAAAUAAUUUGAAUAUUCCUAAAAAAAA
Vespa crabro (European hornet) is the source of this 2315-nucleotide messenger RNA. It is a transcript of the gene spz, whose product is annotated as protein spaetzle. Lineage: Eukaryota; Metazoa; Arthropoda; Insecta; Hymenoptera; Vespidae. The record is from RefSeq and is a predicted model, not a curated record. The transcript is spliced from 8 exons. The coding region runs from base 899 to 1789 and encodes 296 amino acids. Gene Ontology annotation, molecular function: Toll binding; growth factor activity. Gene Ontology annotation, biological process: regulation of Toll signaling pathway; innate immune response; central nervous system formation. Gene Ontology annotation, cellular component: extracellular region.